Messenger RNA from Vicia faba (fava bean), 318 nucleotides. NCBI's taxonomy places the organism in Eukaryota, Viridiplantae, Streptophyta, Magnoliopsida, Fabales, Fabaceae. The record is from the annotation of a GenBank genome assembly.
AUGCAUAAGACCAUGUUGCAUAGAAACUCAAAUAGAGAUGAAAGAAUAGCUGCUCAUGAGUUUUUUCUUACAUUGACUGCUUGUAGUACUGUGAUUCCCAUACUUACUGAUGGUGGAUUUUAUGGUUGUGGAAUAAGUGAAUCAAAUGGAUAUGUAGAAUGCAUUGGUUAUCAGAGUGAAUCCCAGGAUGAACAAACUCUAGUUUUUGCAGCCUCUGCAUAUGGACAUACUCUUCUCGAACUGACAUCUGGACAUAUUGUUAUUGACAUCAACGAUGAGAAACUCAGGUUGGAUGUGUUGAACAUGCAUACAAACUAA